CCAUCAGGAAGUUCAGGUGUUUCGUUCAGGUAACUUCUUGUUAGCGCUGAAAAAUUAUUUGGACGUUUUUAGACGGUUCGCUGAAAUCUGCUUGUUUCUGUAGCCCGUGGCUGUAAUUUAUAAUAAGAACUUCAGUCCACCCAGGGUUUUGAAAUGGGGAAAGGGGAUGCCAAAGUUGGUAAACCUGAUAACACAGCAUUUACCCAGCAGAGAUUGCCUGCAUGGCAGCCCAUCCUGUCUGCUGGGAUUGUGUUGCCCCUGUUCGUCGUUAUUGGAUUUACCUUUAUUGGGAUUGGAAUCGGUCUUUUCAUCACCUCCAAAAAUGUUCAAGAGAUUGAGCUGGAUUAUACAGGUGACCAGCAGGGGUCCCCAUGCGCUGGCUGCACCACUAAUGCGACAGCAAAUUGCAAGUGUACAUUGCCCUUCAAGAUAGAAAAUACAUUUCAGGGACCUGUUUUCAUGUACUAUGGCUUAACAAAUUACUACCAGAACUAUCGAAAGUAUGGAAUUUCCCGGGAUGACGACCAACUGUUCGGAAAUGUCGACAGUCUAAAGAGUCCAGCAAAUUCUUGUACUCCAUACCAGAUGGCUGCAAACCAGAUGCCAAUCGCUCCCUGUGGAGCUAUUGCAAACAGUCUUUUUAAUGACACCUUCAGACUGUUUUAUCAGGUUAAUGGGGUCUACACUGAAGUGUUGUUGGAUGGCGAUGGAAUCUCAUGGUGGACAGAUUACAAUGUGAAAUUCAGAAACCCACCAGAAAUAAAUGGAAGUUUGAAAAAUGCAUUUGAAGGAACAGUGAAGCCGUUGAACUGGCCCAAGCCUGUUUAUGAGCUGAGCACCAACCCCAACAACAAUGGAUUUAUUAAUCAGGACUUUCUGGUGUGGAUGAGAAUUGCAGCUCUGCCGAACUUUAGGAAACUCUACCGUCGGAUAUCGGAGGGAAACUGGUCUCGAAGCUUGCCUGCUGGAAACUACAGCCUUGAAAUAACCUACAAUUAUCCAGUGCUUGAUUUUCAAGGAAAAAAGAAAGUGGUUUUCAGCACUGUGACUUGGAUGGGGGGGAAGAACAACUUCCUGGGAAUCGCCUACUUGGUUUUUGGGAGUCUCUGCAUUGUCAUGGCUCUCAUAAUGCUUAUUGUAUAUGCAAAAUAUCAGGUCCAGAUAGACCGUGAUAUGUGAGCUCCAUCUCCUGCAUUUACUCACAUGAGGAGGAUUACUUUUUGUCUUGGAUAAUGGCUUUACUCACCUGUGAAAGCUGCUGGACUGAACCUAUAUUGCUUGGAUUAGUUGAAUAAGUGUGGCUAGUUUGAAACCGGUACCUCACGUCAGGCUCAUGAUGUAAAAAUCUAAGGAGGGUUAUGUUGAGAAAUGAGUAAAACUCGCACUGCACUUUUUAUUUGUUCACAACAGCGUCAGAAUAUUAUCUAUCAAAUCACAUUUAGCGAUGUUGUUUAAACACUACAACUGCAUUAGGUUAUUAUAAAUAAUUAUUGUACUACAUUAAGAAAAAUUGGGCCCUGUUCACAAAACUUGCAUCCCUUUCGCUUGUAAGUGUGUGUCUGCUUUCUAUCAGGGUUAAGAAACAUUCAAAUCAUCAAAACAUUCUAUAAAUAAAAUGUGCUAAAGUUUUGCCUUAAUCAGGAGUUGAUUGGCUCAACAUAUACCCCACCAGGAUACCCCACAGUGGCAUUUUACAGUAGUCGGGAAUGCACCUGGAUUGCAUCAAGAACCUUUUUAUUACAGGUAAUCCAAGGAUAAUCAUGGAUAGGUGGUUGAUACAAUCCACAGUCAUUUCACAGGGCAAUAAAUCAGAUGUGGUUUAUCAAGGUGGGGUAUAGUAUCAAAACAACAGCUGUCACAAUGGGCUUGCAGUGAAUCUUGCACAAUGGUGUGUUUUAUUUAUUUUUUAAAUCUCAGUUUAAUUGCACCUUUAGAUCUGAUUGCACAGAAAACUUAAGAGAAAGAACAUAGUGGUUUAUCAUCUCUGUGCUUAUUGUAAUUUACGUGAACAAAAAAGUUAACUCAGUUCAUGUAAAAUUCAUAAAAAUAAUUUUGAUCGAAAUCCUGACAAUUAUACAUGUCCAAAUUAUUUAUUGUGGUACUUGAGAAACAGGCAUUUUAGAAUAUUUAUUUAUUCCUUGCAUGUUACUGAUUAAGGGGGCUAACCGGGUAGAAGCUCCAACCUUUAUAACCGUACAGUGAAAACCACAAUCUGAUUGCGUUUGAUAAUUCAUUAAAUUACAAAAAAGUAGCAGGUUUAGAAUUGACAACAAAGGAAAUGCGAUUUCUACAGAAUGCAGUAAUUAAUUUACAAUUGGGAAUUGUUACGUGAUUUACACUGUAUUCAUCUUUAUCUGUAAAUGUGAAAUAUGCUAAGAGAGUUGUUCUAUUUUUCUACAGCAACUGAUGGUGCGGGGUGCGUCUGGCAUUGUUUAAAAAGGUUGGGGUUCUGCUUGUCUUUCUGUGUCUUAUUUUCAUUGUAUGUGGAAGGUUUGCAGAUAUUGGGGUUAGGCAUUGGACUGAUCUGAGCCCUUAGUUAGGAAAUAAUCGUCUGUUACAAGGUUUUGCACUGAUAUAACUGGUCUAACAAAAAAAAAAAAAAAAAACUGAAACUGUACACUUCAAGAAAAAGCUAAACAAACACGCCCACAUAAUAAACACAAAACCUGGAUUUAAUUUUCUGAUUCGUACUGCUGUGGCAGGGCAGCAGGAACAAUAGGUGAAAUGUAAAAUAGGGUAUUUUUUGAUUUCUACUGUUAGACGGUUCAGUUUUUAAAAAUAAAUGUCAAACUAGGACUAUACUAAAAAUCAUAGUCCCUUUUAUAUUUUUUCUUAGGAAAUACAAUAUAGUGGGCUUUUUAUAAAGUGAAUUAAAUGGGGAAACCAAAAACUUUUUGAAAAUGUGUAUGAACGUAAAUAUUUUUUUUCAUUCAUGAGGCUCAAAAUUGGUUCAAUAGGAUAUUCAUAGAGAAUUGCUUGGUCUCCUUGUAACACUGGUCUAGUACUUGACUAGCUCUCUGUUUACACUGAACAGGAUACUUAUUGUGCCUUUUGUGUUUUCUGAAAUAGCACAGUUCAAUAAUGUUCUUGUUUUUAUUUUGUGGAUUUUUUAAAAUAAGAUAUGCUGCUGUACAGUACACUUUAAAAAAAAAAAGUCACACUUUGCACCUUUUUUAAGCUAAACUAUGUACUGUAAGGGAUCUGGGUUUUGGACUGUACUGUUUUAUGUGCCUUUGUUUUAAACAUUAUGACUGUGAUCUGCAGCCAACUAAAUAAAACAAUACCUUCACUAA
This is a messenger RNA of Polyodon spathula (Mississippi paddlefish), 3293 nucleotides long. It is a transcript of the gene tmem30b, whose product is annotated as transmembrane protein 30B. Bases 154 to 1179 code for a protein of 341 amino acids. Gene Ontology annotation, cellular component: plasma membrane; Golgi apparatus; endoplasmic reticulum. The transcript has 8 exons. NCBI's taxonomy places the organism in Eukaryota, Metazoa, Chordata, Actinopteri, Acipenseriformes, Polyodontidae. The record is from RefSeq and is a predicted model, not a curated record. Gene Ontology annotation, biological process: phospholipid translocation.